This is a messenger RNA of Exserohilum turcica Et28A, 1454 nucleotides long. RefSeq lists its product as uncharacterized. Bases 145 to 1287 code for a protein of 380 amino acids. The transcript has a single exon. Lineage: Eukaryota; Fungi; Ascomycota; Dothideomycetes; Pleosporales; Pleosporaceae. Gene Ontology annotation, cellular component: peroxisomal membrane. The record is from RefSeq and is a predicted model, not a curated record. Gene Ontology annotation, biological process: protein import into peroxisome matrix. Gene Ontology annotation, molecular function: zinc ion binding.
GGUCGUCAGUGUGGCUUUGGCAUGCACACAACAUGUAGACGGAACCGACCCGAGGCAACAAGCACGACACGACACGACACUACACGACCAUCGCCCAACUGCCGCCGCUCUUGACACGGCCGACUCUCCACGUACACGGGCAACAUGGCUUCGGCGCAGCCCUACACGUACCCCUUCGCCACGUCGCCCGACAUGAUCCGCUCGCACCAGAAAGAUGCAUACUUCUCGGGCGUGGUGCUCGAGCAGCUGUCGACGCUGCUGCGCAAAGUGUACGGCGCGCGGGUUGCGCAUACGUAUGGCUCGGAGACGCGCGUCGUGGGCGAGCUGCUGUACCUGGGGCUCACGACGCUGAUAGGAAACCGGACGCUGGGCGAGGAAUACACCGACAUUGUGCAGGUCGAGGCGGAGACGGGGCGGCUGCCGGCGCUGGGGCGACGAGCGGGCUACAUUGUGGCAUGCAUCCUGGGGCCCUAUGUGCUGGGCAGAGCAUUGCCCGCCUUUCGACGGCGAGUGCGCGCCAAACUCGAGGCCAACCUGCGCUGGUACGCUCGACAGCAGGCGCGCGCGCAGCAACACGCACAGCAACACGGCACAAAGGCGCCCACCAGGCGGCCGCUGGGCAUGCGCGUGCAAAACUACAUGGUGCGCAACCUCGACACCAUCACGUCGCCGUCGCCCGUCUACGCUCUCUCGCUGGCCACGUUCUACUUCUCGGGCAGCUACUACCACCUCUCCAAGCGGCUAUGGGGGCUGCGGUACAUCUUCACGCGCCAGGUGCCCGAGAGCGACAACCGCGCGGGCUACGAGGUGCUGGGCGUGCUGCUGGUGCUGCAGAUGGCGGUGCAGGGCUAUCUCCACCUGCACAGCACCCUCACGUCGGCGGCGGCCGUGGGAGGCGGGCAGCACCCCCAGGGCACGGCGGCCGUUGUAGGCGGCGGCGCCGAAGUGUCGCUGGACCCCAAUGCCUACAGCGCCAACAACGCCCUCUUGUUCGACGCGGCGCCGGCAGUGCCCGCGGCGGCGGCGUCGGAUGUGCACAAAUGGACACACACGCCGCCCACGGACAAGGCGCGAUACGAGCUGGGCGACGACGAGACAAUGGGGUGGAUUGGCGAAAACAACAGAAAGUGCACGCUUUGCUUGGAAGAGAUGAAGGACCCGAGCGUCACGACGUGUGGCCAUGUGUUUUGCUGGACGUGUAUUGGAGACUGGGCGCGGGAAAAGCCCGAGUGCCCGCUGUGCAGACAGGCAUGUCUGGUGCAGCAUGUGCUGCCGCUGCGGGGCUAGGGCGUCUAUGUAUGCGUCAUGGAGUGGUGGUGGUGGUGGUUGAUGUUGAUGUUGGUACAUGUACAGUAAUGGUAGACUAGAGCACCUUCUCGGCCUCGUCAAUGAGGCGCUGGAUCUCGAAUGCACUGUCGCCGGCGGUGAACAAGCUGAGCAGCUCGCUCCUCCCC